Molecule: messenger RNA, 2038 nt
Organism: Phoenix dactylifera (date palm)
Lineage: Eukaryota; Viridiplantae; Streptophyta; Magnoliopsida; Arecales; Arecaceae
Source: RefSeq, a predicted model, not a curated record
GCGUGGUUUAACUAAACUUGCCGAGAGUAGUUGGGUGUCUUUAAGUUGGCGUCCCUUCUUCUCCGGAUUUGAACUAGUCCCUUGAAAUCUUUUGAAACUCACACUAUGUCAUUGGUGCGAAGGUUUAUAGCUAAGCUUCCAUGUCUGUGUAAUUAGCUAGAUGAUUGCAAAAAAUGCUAUAUUAAAUGCUCGCAUGUCUAGGUGGCUAUGACUUGGUUGUCCAACUCAAGCCAUGGGAGAAGCUCUAGAUAUGAAGGAAGACAAGUAAUAUGCUCUAUGCCAAUGCUGAAAGCAUUUCCAAUAUUGUACUCGACCUUCUUCAUUUCUUCACGCCAUGUUUUCCUUCUCCUUCCACGCUUACAUGUAUAUGCUUAUACCUUAUCCUUCAGGGCCGCCACCACCUCCAGCAGCAGAUCUCUUGUCCAAGGGAAGAUGAGUACCAGACCAUGGUCCCUCGCUCUGGUUUUCAUCUCUCUUUUCCUCCUAUCUCUUGGGGCUUCUGGCUUCACCCGCCCGGCCCCAGGAAGGAUUAUCACCACCCGGCACAAUAAAUCAGAGUCUCACCCACAACAGGUCCACGUAUCAGCAGUCGGAGCAGAUCAAAUGAGGAUUUCGUGGAUCACCGACGAUAAGCAUGUCGCAUCCAUCGUUGACUAUGGGAAGGCUCCUGGAAAAUACGACUUGUCGGCGACUGGCGAGCAUACUUCAUAUCGGUACUUCUUCUAUACCUCCGGCAAGAUCCACCAUGUCAAGAUUGGACCGUUGGAACCUGAUACUGUCUACUACUACCGCUGCGGUGGAGUGGAUGAUGAGUUCAGCUUCAAAACCCCACCGGCUUCUCUCCCCGUUGAGUUCGCCAUCGUAGGUGAUCUCGGACAAACUGAAUGGACUGCAUCAACCUUGGCCCAUGUCCGCAAGACUAACUACGACAUGCUUCUCCUCCCCGGCGAUCUCUCCUACGCUGAUACGCAGCAACCGCUAUGGGAUUCAUUCGGACGCUUCGUGGAGCCCUACGCCAGCAAACGCCCAUGGAUGGUCACCCAGGGCAACCACGAGAUCGAAGCCUUCCCCAUCCUCCAUUGUCACCCCUUUGAAGCUUACAACGCUCGGUGGCGCAUGCCAUUCGAGGAGAGCGGCUCCACCUCAAACCUCUACUAUUCCUUCGACGUGGCUGGUGCAAUUCAUGUCAUCAUGUUAGGCUCCUACACCGAUUUUGACUCCAAAUCAGCCCAGUACAAAUGGCUUGUCCAGGAUCUAGCCAAGGUCGAUAGAUGGCGAACACCAUGGCUCAUCGUGCUCCUCCAUGCCCCAUGGUAUAACACCAAUACGGCUCACCAAGGGGAAGGGGAGGCCAUGAGGAAGGCCAUGGAGUCCCUACUCUACAAUGCCCGAGUUGAUGCCGUCUUCGUUGGACAUGUCCAUGCCUACGAGCGCUUCAAAAGGGUCUAUGACAAUGAAGCGAAUUCUUGUGGUCCAGUGCAUAUAACCAUUGGUGAUGGAGGGAAUAGAGAAGGUCUUGCAAGGGACUUCGAUGAGGGCCACAAGACUGUUUCUCUCUCAUUGUUCCACGAGGCGAGCUUCGGGCACGGGCGGCUGAGCGUGGUGAAUCGAACUCAUGCACACUGGUCGUGGCACCGGAACGAUGAGUCCGACUCGACGGUCGCAGAUGAGGUGUGGCUGGACAGCCUCAGUGCAUCGGAAGCAUGUAAAAUUGACCCAAGCCUUGCAUAUUCUGGUACUACUACAAAGGAUGAACUAUAGAUCAUAAUGGAAAUAUAUGCCAUUAGAUAUGUUAAUGACCAAUUAGUCUGAAUGAUAGGAUCGCUUGUUUCAUGUUAGAAUCAUUCUAGAUUAUUCUAGAAUGAUUCUAUGUAUAUCCUUAAUUAAGACUUUGAUUGAUAUGCGUUGUACCAAACUUAGUUGGCCUCCAUAAAGACUGAUUGUAUUACCAAAUUUAGUCAACAUCCUAGCUAGUACUACAUAAAGAUUGCUCCUGUACAUUGUAAUUCAUAGACAGAAAUACAAUUUUUUUUUUAUU